CGACUCGGGAACCAGGGCAUCAGCGGAGAUAGCAGGCUUUACUUCGCCCUCUCAGGCUAACUCGCUUUGGGCUUUGGUUCAGAAUGGACACCUCUUCGAUUUCUCGGAGCCGACGAUGCUCCAUCAUGCGCAACUGCAAAAGCGGUCUCUCUCUCUGGCUGGUGGUGUGGCUGGUCCUCGGCAAGCCAAGUCCGGCAUCGGCGUGCCCGCACCUGUGCGUGUGCUACCCGAGCCCCAUGACUGUUAGCUGCCAGGCGCAGAACUUCACCGCCGUCCCGGUCGGAGUGCCCUAUGAAUCGCAGCGCGUUUUCCUCCAGAAUAACCGGAUCACGGAGCUUAGAGUUGGCUCUUUUGGCUUCGGGACUCAGGUCCUGUGGCUGUUCUCUAACAACAUCACGUGGAUAGAAGCUGGGGCCUUUAGUGAGCUGAGGGACUUGGAGGAGUUGGACUUGGGGGAUAACCCCAGCCUCCACAGGCUGGAGGGGGGAGCCUUCCGCGGCCUUGAGAAACUCCAGAGCCUCCACAUGCACCGCUGCCGGCUCACUGCCCUGCCCCAUGACAUCUUCCACAAGCUUUACAGCCUGCAGUUCCUCUACCUGCAGGAGAAUAAUCUUCACUUCCUGCAGGAUGACAUUUUUUCUGACCUCAUUAACCUGAGCCAGCUUUUCCUGCAUGGCAACCGUAUUCGCACUCUCUCAGAGAAUGUGUUCCGCGGCCUGGUCAACCUUGACCGUCUUCUCCUCCACGACAACCGCAUCAGGCAGGUGAACCGCCGCGCCUUUCGUGACCUCGGCCGCCUGACCAUGCUCUUUCUCUUUAACAACUCCCUGGCUGAGCUGCCCAGUCAGACCCUGAGGGACACGCAGGGCAUCGAGUUCCUCCGCCUCAACGCCAAUCCUUGGUCCUGUGGCUGCGAGGCCCGCCCCCUGUGGGAGUGGUUCCGUGAGGCCCGUGUCUCUUCAUCUGAGGUUAUCUGCGCCUCCCCUUCCACCCGCCGCAACCAGGACCUCCGCUUCCUUCGCGAGAUGGACUUUGCCCUCUGCCCCCUGCCUGACCCUGGCUCCAUUGCAGGCUCCACCACCACCACCUUCAGCACCAAAACCCGAUGGUGGUUCCACAAGAACAAGCCCCAGUCAUCCACGAAAGGUGUGUUUGAGAAAGCCUCAGAGACUGUCAAAGCUGGUUUGUAUGGGAAAGGCCCAUCCACAACCACCUCAGUAGUCAAGUACGAGUUGGGAGAGGAGGAGCUGGCGCUGCCCAAACUUGAUGCAGAAGAGUACUGGGCAAACUACGGCAACGAAGACUCGGGUGUCACCCUGCGAUGCUUCGAGCUCGAAUGUCCACCUGAAUUCGACCUGCCUCCAUCUUCCUCUUCUCCCUCAUCCACCUCGCCGUCUCUCCUCACCCUACAAGCCCUUUCUGUUUUCAGCCUCUGCCUCAAUCUCCACCUGAUAUUUGGCUGAAUCUGACUCUUAGUACAACACCCUUUUCCCUUCCAGCCUGUUAUAAGGCUGUGAGGAUACCUGUUAGACUCUACACCCCCUUUGCCCGCUUUGCUGUAAGCCAAUCCUCAAGGCCCAGCGAGGGAGAUGGGGGGACGGUUAGAAUCUGAAUCUACCACCUACAGGGCUUAAUACUUUUCAGAGCUGAUAAGAGUUCUUCAGCUAAAGUUAUAUACAUCUACAAUACUCUACAGGUAUGGCUUUCUGUGUCUCACCUGUAUGGUGUCACGUUAUGAUUCCCUGCAAUCAGGGCGAUGAGGGCUGAGUCCAUCACUAAUAUCAGUGCAAUUUGAUAGCAGUUGUGAAUGAUGUUGUCAAUUUUGUCACCUCAACUUAGUUAUAACUACUAUUACUAUUACUGCACCCAAUUAACUGGCUGCUACGAAUACUACAGUUACUGUUAGAAUCAGUGCACAGUAAUGACAUCACUGUAACCACUUAAAGUGUCAUGUAAAUAGGUAUAUAUUUUUGUGAUAUCUGAUAUGUGUGGUCCAGUGCAAUCACUUUCAUCUUGAUCCAGGAGAGAGAGUUUCUACAGGACAGAGCACAGUAAGGCUGAUAGUUUACUAUAAGACAAUAUACUGUGAAGCUGGGAGGAAAAGAGAAAGACAGUGCAGUGCAGGGACAUCAACGGAAAAGGACGGGUGGUAAGGAAAGAGACAAGAAGAGGAAAGGAGGGGAGGGGAAUUUCAACGAAACAGGAUUAGAAAGAGGAAGAGUAAAAAGGAGGAAGGAGGGGGAAGGUGUUCAUGCAGCAAUAAGAAAAGAGGCAGUGAGAAUAGAGUGAGACACUGAGAGGGAUAGUGCUGACAGUAGAAGCAACAACCUGCAGAAGAAAAGUAAUAAAUCCACUGAUCAGUGGUUGUUCCAUCCAUUUGACUCACACCAUUUUCUGUCAACGUGGUGUCGUUUGAGACAACCACUGGGAAAGAAUGCUUCCUGUCAGGAAGCCAGAGAUUUUGGUUUUUGGAUGUCUUUCUGUGACAUAUUGAUAUACUGUGUGAAGAUUGUUGACUUUGAUGCAGAAGAUCUUGAUAAAAAAAAUACACUGAA
This is a messenger RNA of Epinephelus lanceolatus (giant grouper), 2555 nucleotides long. RefSeq names its product reticulon 4 receptor-like 2 a (gene rtn4rl2a). NCBI's taxonomy places the organism in Eukaryota, Metazoa, Chordata, Actinopteri, Perciformes, Serranidae. Gene Ontology annotation, molecular function: protein binding. The record is from RefSeq and is a predicted model, not a curated record. Gene Ontology annotation, cellular component: plasma membrane.